AUGGCGAUCGAUAAUGAAGAAAUUGAUGCAAGUGCAGUAACAGUCGGAGGAGGUCAUAUCUUAAUUGAUCAACAUCAUCCACUGUUCCUUCAACCAUGCGAUACCCCAGGUAGUUCUCUAAUUUCAGUCAAUUUAAUUGAACCUGAGAAUUAUACACUGUGGAGUAGUACAAUGCGUGUGAGUUUACUAAGAAAAAGUAAGCUAGGGUUUGUGGAUGGUAGAUACCUUAAGGAAAAGUUUGAUAUAACUCUUCAUGAAUUGUGGGAAAAGUGUAAUGCCAUAGUACUCUCAUGGAUCAUGAAUUCAGUAAGUGCUGAAUUGCUAAAUGGCAUGGUGUAUGCCUCAAGUGCUCACAAUUUGUGGAUGGAUCUCAAAGAGAGGUUUGAUAAGGUCAAUGGCUCUCGUGUGCUGUAUCUCCACAAACAGAUUGCCACUUUGACUCAAGGAAUAUCCUCUGUGUCAACUUAUUUUUCUAAGUUGAAGGAACUUUGGGCAGAGUUUGAUGCUCUUAUUCCUUGCCCCGGGUGUGGCAAUGAGGAGUCAAAGAAAAAAAAUAUAGGUAUACCAAACAACAACACAUGUCUAUUCAGUGGGAAAGGUCAUAAUAACUCAAGAAGCUCUACAGGAGGAAAUAACUACUCUGGUGGACAGGUCUAUGCUGGAGGAAACAAUUAUAGACAGAAAAGGAACUCUCUAUAUUGUGAUUAUUGCAAUUUUAAGGGACACACCAGGGAGAACUGCUACAAGCUAAAUGAAUAUCCCUUUGACUUCAAGACUAAGAAAAAAUUUGGCUCAGGGAAUGCAGAACUCUUCAGUGGACUGGUGAAGGGGAUUGGUAGAGAAGAUGGUGGGCUAUAUGUGUUCUACUCCGGAGAUGUCAAUACAACUGGACUUCAAGUUCCUAGUACAAUUCCAAAAUUUGUAGUUCCUAAAACACCACCUACUAUAAAUAUGAUCACAAAUCACAGAAUAAUAGAUGUAGCCUUGUGGCAUAAGAGAUUAGGGCAUACACCUAAAAAGACUUUGAGGAGCAUUGCUGUAUUUCAGAAUUGUGCAUGCAAAAACACUACUAAGUCCUGUACUGUAUGUCCUUUAGCUAAACAAACCAGGUUUCAUUUUCCUUUGAGCACUACUAACACUAAUGUAUGCUUUCAUACAUUGCAUGGUGAUAUGUGGCGACCAUACAGAGUCCCUACCUAUGAUGGCAAGAAGUAUUUUCUUACUCUUGUAGAUGACUACUCUAGAUACUGUUGGAUAUUCUUACUUCCUACUAAGGCAGAGGUGAUUGUUGCUCUUAGAUCCUUUCUUCUAAUGAUUCAGAAUGUGUUUUCAGCUUCUGUGAAGAUCUUUAGGUCAGAUAAUGGGAGUGAAUUUCUUAACUCUCAAGUGGCUGAGUUAUUAAGAUCUAAGAGAAUUAUUCAUCAAAUCUCUUGCAUAUAUACUCCACAUCAGAAUGGAGUUGUAGAGAGGAGACAUAAAUAUAUUUUAGAUGUUGCCAGGUCUCUAAGGUUUCAGACAGCUGUUCCUCUUUGA
Nicotiana tabacum (common tobacco) is the source of this 1533-nucleotide messenger RNA. RefSeq lists its product as uncharacterized. Gene Ontology annotation, molecular function: nucleic acid binding. Lineage: Eukaryota; Viridiplantae; Streptophyta; Magnoliopsida; Solanales; Solanaceae. The record is from RefSeq and is a predicted model, not a curated record.